AAAACUCUGUUUUGUGUCAAAUUUCGUCCAGUCUUACUUCAGAUAAAUAUUAAUUUAAUAAUAUUUCAAAUGGAGUUUGGUGUGACGCUGUUCCUACGGAGAGACAGCAACGCCAGGUUCACGUUAGCUCCUCAGGUUCCUCUCAAACCUGACAGCCGACACAAAAACACCCCGAACAGAGAGCCACAGUGAAGUUUAAUCGGCAGCAAACAAAGACACACAAACAUGUUUGUUGAGGGACCCCCCCACAAACAUGGAGACCAGGCUAGCUAGCAUCAUAUGAAACCGAAACAGUCGAGCGUUAGCAGCGUUGGCGCCAAAAACCACAGAGAGACUUACUAAGAGAGGGGGGGUGGGCUCUUCAGGUGGUCUUCAGGUGUUUUAAUGACAGCAGCAGCAGGUUAGUAAAGAGCCGAGAGGUGACAUCGCCCUGUCUGUGUGUCUGACAGCUUCAUACUGAUGCUGAGCAGCUGUCAACAAACAGCGCCCCCUGCUGACAGCUCACAAAAACACAACCUGCAAUUCCUGAGCGAUUCCUGUUUAUUCUACGCACUUUAAUACUUCACCUCUUUUCCAACAGACACAUUUAAAGCCACUCUUAAUGAAAAACAUCAGUACUUUCAGCUGUUUGAUUAUUUCCCUUAUCUGCAGCCGGAGGAUCAUUUCAUAAAUAAAUUUAUAAAUGAAUGACCGGAAGCGGAAACCCAGCUACUUGUUGUUGGAAAAACUGGAAACUGGAGUUCGUCUAAACUGGAUCUACUUUGAACCGGGUUCGUUCCUUACUUCCACAUUUGCAGUUUUGUCGUUCCUGUAGGAUUUUUAAAAACAUGUUAGCUGCCAAAGGAUUCAAAAGAGCAAAUAUGAGAUUUGAACGAUCUUCAAUGAUUGAAGUCUGCUCUCACAGACAGACAGACAGGAUUAUAUUUUGACAGAAAAUGACCAGACCUGCCAUCAUAAUCAUGUUUAAAACUGUUUGUCAUGUCUAAUUGGCUAAUUUUGGUACCACUCUUAAUUUGUUCUGGCAUACAUACUCUCAUUCAUGUUUGAAAAUUUGUUACUAAAGGGUAAACAUAAUACAUUAAUGUAAACAAACCAUGUGCAAUUUUAGACACUGAUCUGCUAGUGCAAUCGUGUGCUACGGGUAUCGUACAAUUCAAUUCAAUCUUGCACUUCUGCACUCGUCACUUUAACAAGCUGUACUGUAGCAAAUGUCACUAUAAACACCUUUAACACAUGACACUUUAAUUAGCUCUUUACAAUUCUCUCUUUUAAUCCUUUUGGUCCCUUUACUAUUGGUCACUUUGUCUUUGGUCUGUGUUCGUGUUUAUGUAUAUUGUAUGUAUGUUGUCAGUGUUCUACUGCCUUAGUCAUGUUGUUUGUACUUUUACAUUAUUGCUUUUAUGUUUAACAUCAGCCUGCCAAUGGGACUGGGGAUGGAAAUGAGCCAUUUGGUUACAAUCUCACAUACUUACAUGUUCAUCAAUAUGUACUGUUCCCAUUUUUUAAAAUAAAUAAAUAGUAAAAAAGGAAUGAAAAAUUGUUGCAUACAAUAUAGCUAAGUCGGAAAAAACUGUAGUAUAGCAGUCUUUCAUGAUUUUCCGUAUGUAAAUAAUAAUUAUAAUAAUAUUAAUAAUAACAAUAAUCAUAUAAACCAGCAUACUAAAAAGAGUCAUGGAAUACAAAAAUAAAAUAAAAUAAAUAUGAAAACAGUCUUCAUGUAGAUUAAAGCUGGCUCAUAAUCCAAACACUAUCUUCACCUUUUUUAACCCAGCCAAUUUUAUUUACUAACAAAAUCUUUAAUCGAACAAUAUCUAAAUAUAGGCAAUGUUACAUAAGUAAUAAUCAAACCUUUAUUAUUACAAAUUCAACUUUUAAAAUAACAUUGUACAGGGUUAUUUAACAGGAAUUUAGAGUUAUCCACUUCUUGGUUGAAAGGGUAACUGGAGGUUCUUAAAGACGUUUGGCUUAGGGCGGAUCCUACACAGACAAAGUCGGGAAUAUAUUUCGGUAGAGGUCGACUGCAUAUACUUUAGAUAAUUAAUUGGUCCAAACGACGUCGUUAAAAUGUAGAUAUAACCAGAAUGCGUCCGUGUUUGAUUCGUUGACAUGACUAUCAAUGGUCCGGUCCUGGAGUUGAUCCAGUCCGGGACUUCUUCUCUCCCGCCCCGAUGAUGGCUAAGCUAGGCUAGUACAUAACUCAGCCAGCUAACCGUUACCCGCUCCCGUUAUCAGCACUCCCGUUAAUGUUCUCCUUCAUCCCAGCGGAACAUUUUAUUCUCCACAACACACCGGGUUUAAAGCAAAGUCUUUAUUCUGUUACAUCGAUAGACGAUACAGUUGAUCUGAUCCACCGAUUACCCCCCAGUCUGAGCUAAGCUAACUGUUAGCCUCACGGCCAAAAUGGCGGACAACGAGGAUGACAGCGGUUCGACCAGAACAAUAACAGCCGCGGAACCGCCGGGGGCCGCGACCCAGACACCCGCCUCUCAGAGCACCCAGCCCGGGGACAGUUUAGCUUCAGCACCCGCUGCUCAGAGCGCCCAAGCCGGUGAGAAUGUGUCCGCCGAUCAGAGGAGCCACCCUGGGGAGAGUUCACAGACAGAACCCGGGGCAGAGAGCGCUCACCCCGGGGAGAGUUCACAGACAGUACCCGUGGCAGAGAGCAGUCACCCCGGGGAGAGUUCACAGACAGUACCCGGGGCAGAGAGCAGUCACCCCGGGGAGAGUGUCCCCGAGGUGUCCGGGGUUCAGCUGGCGGAUUUCUUCCAGAGCUGCCCGGAGGAGCAGAGCAUCCUGGUGGGCACCGAGUUCACCAGCCUGGGCACGGAUCUCAGUACCACCACCAUCAUCUACCUGCAGCCGGACGGCAGCAUGGUGGAGGGUUCCGGGCUGACGGCCGAGGAGCAGCAGGCUCUCCUGGACCAGCUCACCAAGCAGCAGAUCGUCCAGGUCUCCGACACCGAGGCCGCCCAGCUGCUCCAGCAGAGCCAGCUGGUCAAGACCAUCCCGGUCCAGAACACAGCCCUGGACGCGAGCCAGCUGCAGCAGGUCAUCAACCAAGUCACCAAGUCACAGCAGCAGAUCCACGUCCAGGUUCCCCAGCAGACCGUGAAGCAACAAGUCCAGGUCCAACAGAUCCAGGUUCCCCAGCAGGGUGUGAAGCAGCAGAUCCAGGUCCCUCAGCAGAACCUAAAGCCCGCCACCCAGAACAACGCCUCCCAGCAGCUGAAGAGCGUGGCCCAGCAGGUGGCCAAGCAGACCAGCGGCUCGGUCCAGGUGGUCCAGAAGAAGGUGAGUCUGAUGUAGAGCUUUGCAGCGGACUCACCUGAACCAUAAUGACCCCGACCUGGAUCUGAUUGUAUGUCUGUACCAAUGCUCUAUUCCAGUCCCAGUAGAACCAGUCCCCUCAUCACAGGGGUGAAACAUUAUUGUUAAAGGGAUAUUCAGGCGUAAAAUUAAUUUAGGGUCAAACCCACCGAAACACCGAGUUAGACCCCCUCCAGAGAUGAAUGUUGCCGACCGCUUGCUUCUCUAGUUAUACCAACUUUAGUAACGACCGCAGGAUAGAAAUACAGAGAGACACGCCCCCAACCAAAACGCCACUCUAUAGCCACAAAUAAUGCUCAGAACAGCACCUAACUUCAUCAACAGGACAUAUAGGGUCACAGACAUAGUACUAGACACCAAACAUCUUUUUAACUUUGACUCAUUUCUUUAGCAAAGAGACUAAACACAACUCACCUACUCUCUUCCAGCAGACGCUUGUUUGUAGAGAGACCUCAGGCCAGUCCAUUAGGGACUACAGCGGGGUGCCGCAGCUCAAGGAAGAACAUUUAUGAUCAUUUCUUUAUCAUUUCCUUGAAGUAAUAAUCACCAUAUUAAUCAUUUUACAGACACGGUAGUUCUUCUGUCUUAGCGUCUCGGUCUGAUUGUAUUUCCAUGAAGAAAUGAUCAUAAAUGUUCUUCCUUGAGCUGCGGCACCCCGCCGUAGUCCGUAAUGGACUGGCCUGAGGUCUCAAAGUAAGGAGCUCACAAAGAACUUUAGGGGAACGAUGAAAAUUGAUCAAUAAUGUUUCUCUUAUUGAUCGACCUUAGUACUAUUAUUAGAAAUCAAUUUUAGGUCUUUUGGUCACAUGACAGUGAAGCUAUUGAAGGAAAACGGCCUUUUCUGAGAACAUCAACCGGUAAUUUAUUGACAGUCCCUUAUUCAACACCGAUGUUGACAGUGAGGGUGUCGAGUAGAUUUAACUGCGCUGCUGUUGUUAUUCCCGGUUAUGGAGAGUGAGAAGACACCGGUAGAUCCUCAGAGAAUGUCCGUCAGAUAUCCAGCCUGAAACUAACUUCACCGCCGUAUUUACAGGAGAAUAUAUCCAACCUAAAACUAACUUCACCGCCGUAUUUACAGGAAAAUAUAUCCAACCUAAAACUAACUUCACCGCCGUAUUUACAGGAGAAUAUAUCCAACCUGAAACUAACUUCACCGCCGUAUUUACAGGAAAAUAUAUCCAACCUGAAACUAACUUCACCGCCGUAUUUACAGGGAAAAUAUAUCCAACCUGAAACUAACUUCACCGCCGUAUUUACAGGAAAAUAUAUCCAACCUGAAACUAACUUCACCGCCGUAUUUACAGGAAAAUAUAUCCAACCUGAAACUAACUUCACCGCCGUAUUUACAGGAAAAUAUAUCCAACCUGAAACUAACUUCACCGCCGUAUUUACAGGAAAAUAUAUCCAACCUGAAACUAACUUCACCGCCGUAUUUACAGGAAAAUAUAUCCAACCUGAAACUAACUUCACCGCUGUAUUUACAGGAAAAUAUAUCCAACCUGAAACUAACUUCACCGCCGUAUUUACAGGAAAAUAUAUCCAACCUGAAACUAACUUCACCGCCAUAUUUACAGGAAAAAAAAAACAUUUGUUGAUAUGUUUACAUGUGACCCUAAAUACAUUUGAUAAUCCACACACAUCUAUUUUUAGUCGCAGUGUAACGGUCGAACUGUCGAACCCUGAGAUGACGUAGUUGGUCUUUGUCAUAUUUAGUCGUGGAGUUUGUGGUUGUCCCUCAUGAUGCUGAAGGUUUGAUCUCUCUGAUUUUCUGUCCUUUCAGCCUGAGCCUGUCAGGAUCCAGGUCCAGGUUCCCAUCAAACAGGAAGUGAAGUCAGGCUCCGCCCCCCAGCAGAAGACGGUAGCUGUCAAUCCUUCGCAGGUGAAGCUGGCGUCCAAUGGCAACGUGAGCAGCGCUCAGAUUAUCCACAUCCAGCCUAUGGUUGGUCAGCAGGGUCAGCAGUUCUUCCUGCAGCAGAACCCGGGAGACCCCCCUAUCCAGCUGCUGUUACAAAGCCCCGCCCCUGUGGUCGGAUCUCUGCUUCCAGUGGUCCACAAACUCGCAGCCCCGGUGAAAACCACAGUGACAAGUCCCAGCCAGAGUCAGAAACCUGCUGUGUCUCCUGUUAGAGUCCAGACCCCUGCCACAGUAAAGACCCCGCCCACCCCGACGAUCAAGACCCAGCCCAGCCCCUCAACGAAAACCGUUACCAUCCCGCUUAUCAAAACUCCUGAUAACGGCACAAAGACAGUGACCAGUAAGAGUCCAGUUAAACCCCCUGUCCCAGCAAGCCCAGUACAGACCACCACACCUGCCACCAAACCUGCCGUCAAACCUGCCACGGCGGCCACACCCCCUUCAGCCCCUGCAGUGAAGGACAGAGAUAGGGAGAAGAAGUCAAAGAAGAAAGAGAAGAAGGCUGUGAAGGUCCAGACCAGAUCGGGUCGAGUCUCCAGACCGCCAAAGUACAAAGCCAAAGACUACAAGUUCAUCAAGACCGAGGACCUCGCCGACAGCCACCAGUCCGACUCCGACGACUACUCCGACAUGAGCGUGGAGGAGGAAGGCGACGGCGAGAAGAAGGAAGGCUCCGCCCCCGGUGGCUCCCCCUCCCUCACCUACAGCCACAAGUCCCGGUCUCACCGCUGCCAGACAUGUGACAAAGCCUACAUCGGCGCCGGCGGUCUGAACCGGCACUACAAACUGAACCCCACCCACGGGGAGCCCGACCCGCCGGACAACCAGCCCAGCAACACGUCACGCCCCGUCAGAGAGGACAGCCAAUCACAGGAGACCGUGUCAGGAGCAGUCAAAGAGGAGGAGGGGAAGAAGAAGGAGGACAAGCCUGCCGCCAUGGCAACAAACAAAGUAAGAGACCUGUCAGCCAAUCAGAGCUCUGAUCUGCAGAUCUAUUCCAGUCUUAUGCUGCGUUCGAGUGACAUCAGGAGUCGGAGCUGAAAAUGACGUCACAUCCGAGUUCCGUGUUUCAGUUCAGACGAAAGUUAUUUCAGCGCUCGCUUUAUAUUCGGACAAGGUUAGCGCUAAAAUAACCUUCGUAGACGUAGCCGUUUCAUUUCCUCCUCCGAUUUUUGCUUUUUUUCGACUUGGUAACUGAAAUGCUGGGAACUCCGGUGUGACGCCAUUUUCUGCUCCGACUCCUGAUGAACUCGAACGCAGCAGAAGUAACAAAGUUUCAGAUUCAUGAACCGACUGGUAACAAUAACCGUUAAUCCGUAAUCGACUGGAGGAGGGUUCGUCAGCUCGUUAACAGCUCAUCAAUGACUUCUCUGUGUCUCAAUGACAAGCUAGUAAGUAGUUAAUAAUCAGCUGGUUAACCACUGUGGUUUUAACUGAUGGAUUACUGACUAAUCACUAAUUAACUACAAGUUCAUAAACGACCUCGAACCACUACGCCGAGUUAAGUCCUGACUGUCUGUCUGUUGUCCUCAGGUGGAGGGCGGUCCGGCUGCAGCUGUAGGACUCAGAGGUCUCCAUCACCGAGGCCCGGGUCGGCCCAGAGGACGAGGGAGAGGCAGGGGGCGGGGUCGAGGGCGGGGCAUCGGACGAUCUCUAGCACCGCCUCCUAAAGUGAGCUCUUUGAUUUGAACCAAUGAGGUCACACUCACCUGUACCUGUCCAGAGUAGAACAUCACAACACAGUGAGCUAACCUGAUUGGACGAUUUUUUUAAGGUGACAGUCGGCCUCGGGAGUAGGCGGGGCCGCCGUGGUCGACCUCCAAAGCUUGCCGUUGCCACGGUAACUGCAGAGCAGCAAGCAGAGAGGAGACGAGACCGUCUGCAGGAGGUAAGAGGGAAGGAGAGGAAAGCAGGAAGAUUUUGAUUGAUUGUUGACAUGUUUCCAUGACAACGGUGUGACGAUGUUUACAGCUGGUGGAUCAGUGCGAGGACGAGGAGCUGAUGGACAUCGUUCUUCCUCGUCUGACCAAAGUGUUGAGUCUGUGGGAGCUCCUGCUGGCGAAGGUACACACUCCUACACAACACGUGUGUGUAGAUGUGCAGUAACACACCGAAGAAGACCAACUCUGUCCUGGUCUCGGUUCUUUCAGGUGGAGCGUGGUGGACCGGCUCGGACCCGGUUCCCGGACAUUUACAGAGAGUUCGAGUCCCUGCAGACUCAAGUGAGACAGGCCGCCCAGGAUUACAUCAUCAGCCCGCAGGGCGGAGCCAUGCCGCUGGAGGUCAGGAACAUCGAGGUGAGGAGAUCUCAGUGGUCCUGAUGGUCUCAGGUGGUCUGAGGUGGUCUGUGCUCCACCCCACACUGAGCUGGUCUGUGUCUUACAGGUGGCCCGGUCUUUGGGGAUCCUGGAUGAGGUGAACAAGAUGAAGGUGGUUCCUGGAGCGUCCUCCAGCUCCAGUAUGACCAACAAAAACGUCCGAUACAUGGAGGUGAGAACCAGCAGAGCAGGGUCCAGGUUUGGUCUGGUUCUGGUCUCCAACAUCUAGAUAUGUUUGCUGGAUUUCAGAAUCCUGGAUCUGAUGAAGACCUGAGCCGGGUUCAGUCUGAUUCAGUCUUAAACUCUGUUUCCCAGAAUUCCAAGAUGUUGCCGCCUUCAAAAAGAUUCAAGAUGGAGAACAGCGUUCCGGUUCACCAGAACGGGAUCGAGACGCCCAGGACAGGUACGACUGCAGGGUCUGGGAGGACUACAGGUCCCCCCUGAUUCAGAUCUACAGAAUCCGGCUAACUUUGGUUUUUAGGAUCACUCACAAAACGGGGCGAGAAUUGAUAAGAUUUUAUCGAUAUUGAUGUCAUUUUUCUUUAACGAUUCCCUUAUCAAUACCUUUCCUUGACUUCAAAAGUAGAUUUUAGGUUUUUACCGUGAACUCUAAAUUUUAUUAAGUCUCUGAUAACAGAAACAGAUGUACGCCACCUUCAGUCUAAAGAUGAUAUUAGUUCAUCGUUUUUGACAUUAUGUUUAUGUAAACACAGGACAAACGUCAGGGUGACCAUAUUCCGUCGCGUCAGUGACUUUGCUUAGAAGUGAGCGGAGGGGCGGAGCUGCAGAGAGGACUGAUCCUCUGCUCUGUUUUAUAAUGAAUAAAAACACGUUAAGGACAUUUGAAGGACUUUAUAAACUCCCCUGGACAGCCCCCUAAAAGAGGACAUGUCCGGGUAAACGAGGACGUACGGUCACCCUAACACUCGUACCUUUUAUGCCGUGCUGAGACGGAGCAGCAGCGGCUGACGAACAAAUACAUGACGCCUUAGAUUUGAUGCCCCCUUGACAAAUGUCGUCUUUCUUAGUAAAAUUAAAACACGCUUUAGAUCGUUUCUGCUAACUUUUCGUACCGUCCACACCCGGAAGAAAAGAAUCGCUAAGAUAAAACGUAAAUGAUGUCGAUGGAUUGAACCAUUUAGGGUCUGGUCAGGUCUGAUCCAGGUUUUCGGUCCAGUACCUGCAGUUUGUCAGGUGUUGUGAGUAGAACCACAGGAACCGCUCCUCUUCGCUGGAGGAGGAUGGGCGGUUCUGAAUGACCUCUCUGACCCGGUUUCCUUUAAACAUACAGAUCAAUGUCGAGUCAUGGAGACCAUCACCAUGGCAACAGCCUGACUGAACUAGUUUCAGGGUUCAAGUUUGAUUCUGAAUUUUCUGUUUAAGGAGGAACUUCAGUGACCCCUACGACCCCUACGACCUCUGUGACCCCCACGACCUCUGCGACCCCUCCCACCUCUGUGACCCCUCCCACCCCCUCGGUGAAGCCCUCCUCAGCCUCGGCACCUCCUCUGGGCGGACCAGCUGAAACCAAGGCCGCUGACUCCACCUCCAGGUGAGCUGGCCCCGCCCCCGUCCUUAAAGGUGAAGACAUGUUCUUAAAGGUGUCCCAGUCUUAAGUUGACCCAUCUGGACCAGGUCUGAAAAUGUCUCUCUUGUCCCUCCAGCUCCUCCACCUCCUCAACUCAAGCUCCGCCCCCUCCAACACCCAUGGAGGUGACCCCAAGUGAGAACCAGGGGGAGGGGCCUCUGCGAACUGGCGCCAAGGCAGAACCACAGUCCCAGAGCCAGGACCAGGUCCAGAGCAGCAGUGACUCAAAAAACCCGGAUCAGAGUUCAAAGACACCCGGAUCCAGCUCAGUCCAGACACCCGGGUCCAGCUCGGUCCAGACACCCGGGUCCAGCUCGGUUCAGACACCCGGAUCCAGCUCAGUCCAGACACCCGGGUCCAGCUCGGUUCAGACACCCGGGUCCAGCUCUGUCCAGACACCUGGGUCCAGCUCAGUCCAGACUCAGGCUCCCUCUCAGCCCCCCCCUCAGAAGGACCCGUCUCAGUCCGGGUCCAAGGAGCUGCAGGAGGGUCAGGAGAUCUACAUCCAGACCGACGGGAUGACCGUCCAGCUGGCGGACCCCGGACUGGACCGGAUCGUGAUUGUCAACGGGCCGGAUGGGACCACCAUGCACUUCCAGACCCCAGAGGGGGUCCCCCUGGAGGCGGUCCAGGCCUUGCUCGGUAUCGAGGCUUCGGAUGGAGCCAAAGCCCCCCAGUGAACCUGAACCAGGACCAGAACCAUACUGACCCUGGAGAGUCUGGACUUAAGGGUGGAUUUUGUUUGGCUACCGGUCCUCAGGGUCCAACAUGUGGACCCACAGAGACGUGGACUGCAGAGACCUGGACCUCCUUUAGUCUUAAUGAAAGUCCAUCUCUACCUGGAGGGGGCGGAGCUUAAACACACCUGUAACUCUUGUUGUGUGUCUCUGAGGGGAAACAGGACGGACUGUUCCUUUAAUGUCACACCUGGACGCUUUUAUUUCAAACAGGAAGAACAAAUGGAAGGUUUUUCAAAAUAAAACUCUGUUCAGAGGCCGAACAUCAAAGGAUUUUCUGUAGAAAUUUUAAAGUCGUUUUUUCUUAUUUAACGUUCCUCAUGUUUGAUGAUUGAAGUUCAUCUGAGGGGGAAAUGCUCGACGGUCACCUGACAGCCGGCGCCGCAGGUUUCAACACAGUUAAAGGGAAAUUCUGCUGUUUUAUAAACUGUCCUGACAUCGCUCUAUCCGAGCCACCAGACUCCAUUCACAAAAACAGGAAUUUAACCUUACAGGUCCGCGCUGUCGCUCCAAGGUGAUUGAUCAAAUGUUCUGGUUUGUGAGAUUUAAACUCUGGACUUCAGCUCCAGUAAAGUUCACGUGUAAAACAAAAUAAGACAAUUAUACGUGUGUGGAGUCAGAGGUGGAGCGGCGGCUCCUGGGUUCUACUCAGUAAAGUUCCUGUUUUUCUCAGUGGGGUUUGGUGUGUCAGAGAGUGAUGGAUCCACUCACCUGAGACGGUCAGAAAGCAUUUUUACAUGGACUUCAGUGUCUCGGAUUUAUGUUUGUGGUGUCAAAGUCCUGGUUUUAGAGCUCGGGUUAAGUCCUCUCUGGGUUUUUGAGGGACCAGGUUUUUGACGGUAAAUGACAGUUUGUAAACACCCUCUCCUGGUUUUCUGCUGACUCAUCGAACAUGAUCGCAGCAAAGAGUCGUGGAGAAACUGAGUCUGAAAUAACCUGAAAAAAGCAGAAUUUCCCUUUAGCCGCGGCUCAGCUGGGUCCGACACCUGGAUGUCCAAACCUGGAUCUGCUGGUCCCCGUUAACCCUCUCCUCCCUCCGGUCGACAGAUCCAGCUGUUAAAUAUGAGUAGCUCUCAGUUUGUGAGUUUAGUGUCCUCCGUAGGCCUCCGUACUCAGCAGUGUUAUUUAUCGUUGGGCUUGCUCUCUGAUUGGUUGGUCCUGUUCUCACCUGUGAUGAUGUCAGCAGCGGCUCCUCCUGCUGGUUUUUAAGGAAUCUGGAGUGAUUGUAAAAUAUGUAAACUAUGUUUGUUUUUUUCCAGUGUUUCCAUGUUUGGAGUCGUCGUUUGUUUCCGAUAGAUUAGUUGCUGUUUAUAUGUAGAUAAAUAUGAAAACAAAGUUUAAAAAAAGUUGCACUAUUUUAUUACUUUUUAUAAAACUUCACAGUGAAACCUUUUCCAAGCUGAAGGUUUGUACUGGUUUGGACGAGGGACUGGGGGGGCGGUCUGGAGGACUUCAGUUUACUGACGUGUUGCUGGUUCGAGUGCUGAAUGCAUUAAACACAUUUCAUGUUCCUCCAAUAAACUGAUGUGACAAACUCGGA
Molecule: messenger RNA, 11425 nt
Organism: Xyrichtys novacula (pearly razorfish)
Lineage: Eukaryota; Metazoa; Chordata; Actinopteri; Labriformes; Labridae
Source: the annotation of a GenBank genome assembly